Rotaria sordida is the source of this 496-nucleotide messenger RNA. The record is from the annotation of a GenBank genome assembly. NCBI's taxonomy places the organism in Eukaryota, Metazoa, Rotifera, Eurotatoria, Philodinida, Philodinidae.
AGAUAUGACACCAGAUUCAGGUUAUUGUGAUGAUGAUGAUGAUGAUGAUUUACAUAUAUCAUGUAUUAAAAAUAAUGAAUUUUAUUUAAAAAAUCAAUCAAUUUAUUCAUUAAAUGAAUUAUAUGAUGAAUUAAAUAUAUCAAUUAAAAAUUUAUCACAUAUACUUGUACAAGAAUUAGCUAAUCGAGAUGAACUUGAAUAUGAAAAAGAAACAAAAAAUACAUUUAUUUCGCUUGUACUCAGUAUUCAAAAUAAACGUCGACAUUAUCAAAAUGAUAAACAUGAAAAAUGUCGUACAAUAGUUGGAAAUAACAAUUAUACGGAACCGGGAACAUAUUUAACAACAAUAAUACCAUUUGAUCGUGAUCAUCCAACAUAUUUAUCAGUUGAACAUUUAGAAAAUUUAAAUAAAAUUCUUCAUGCUAUUAAUGAAGAUAGUGUUCAAGUAACAGAAUUAUUAACAAAUUAUAUUCUCAAAGUUCUAUGUCCAUAUUAA